ACCAACACCAUGGCUAAAUCUGUCAACGUCGCUAUCAUUGGAUCCGGAGUCGUCGGCUCGGCCUUCAUCAACCAGUUGAAAAACCUCAAGUCCCCCAUCGACUUCAAGGUCGUCUACCUCGCGAGAUCGUCCAAAGAAGCAGUCUUUUCCAAAGACUACUCCCCCGUCGAUUUAUCCACCUACAAAUCUGCCACCUCCAACCCUGUGUUGCCCUUGGCUGAGUUGGCCGAUUACUUGUCCGCCGCCGCCAGACCCACCAUCUUGAUUGACAACACCUCCAACGAGUCCAUUGCCAACUUCUACCCUACAUUUAUCAAGAGUGGAAUCUCAAUUGCAACUCCCAACAAAAAGGCAUUUUCCUCUGAUAUUACCACUUGGAAUGACAUUUUCUCGAGCUCCGCCCAGCCACACGGCGGGUUGGUGUACCACGAAGCCACAGUGGGUGCUGGUUUGCCAAUCAUCGGACCUUUGACUGAUUUGGUGUUAACUGGUGACAAGGUCGACAAGAUUGAAGGGAUUUUCUCCGGAACCUUGUCGUACAUCUUCAACGAGUUUUCCACCACUGAUGCCUCCAACAACACCAAGUUCUCUGAUGUGGUUAAAGUGGCCAAGUCGUUGGGGUAUACCGAACCAGACCCCAGAGACGAUUUGAACGGAUUGGACGUGGCCAGAAAAGUCACCAUCUUAGCCAGAAUCUCUGGGUUGAAGGUCGAGUCACCCACGUCUUUCCCAGUCGAAUCUUUGAUCCCCAAGCCAUUGGAGUCCAUCCAAAGUGCCGAGGAAUUCUUGCAAAAGUUGCCUGAUUUCGACGCCGAUAUCCAAAAACUCAAGGAUGAUGCGUUUGCUGACAACAAGGUGUUGAGAUUUGUCGGAUCUGUUGACAUCAAAACCAACCAGGUGAAGGUAGGAAUCGGUAAGUACGGAUUUGACCAUCCAUUUGCUUCUUUGAAGGGAAGUGAUAACGUAGUUUCCAUCAAAACUGAAAGAUAUCCAAAUCCUUUGGUGAUCCAGGGUGCUGGUGCUGGUGCUGAGGUUACUGCCCACGGUGUGUUGGCCGACGCGAUCAAGGUAGCCCAGAGAAUUGCCAAUUAGUGUUUUUAUGAUCGGUCUACUUUUGUAACUUAAUAUAAAUUGACUUGUUUC
Messenger RNA from Yamadazyma tenuis ATCC 10573, 1143 nucleotides. It is a transcript of the gene HOM6, whose product is annotated as homoserine dehydrogenase. NCBI's taxonomy places the organism in Eukaryota, Fungi, Ascomycota, Pichiomycetes, Serinales, Debaryomycetaceae. Gene Ontology annotation, biological process: L-homoserine biosynthetic process; aspartate family amino acid biosynthetic process. Gene Ontology annotation, molecular function: NADP binding; homoserine dehydrogenase activity; aspartate kinase activity. The record is from RefSeq and is a predicted model, not a curated record.